CAGAGACACUCAGAGAUGGCCAGGGGACUAAUUCUGACAGGACUGCUGCUCCUGGUUUGGUGGCAGACGGAUGUACAAGCGCACACGUUGAGCAGGCACAGCUCUGACAGCAACAUGGCCAAGCUCAAGAGCUUGCUGCAGCAGUUUGAGGAGGCCCUGGCCACCGAAGAGGCAUCAGAGAGAGCCGUAGAUUAUGAAGACAGCAACACCGUGCUGGAGCAGAGCCCCCCUUCCACAUCCUGGGACAGAGACCGAGAGGAAGCAGCAGCUCCGGGGGAGGACUCCAACCCAUCAGAUGGAUUUGACACGCAGAGAAAUCGCCUGCUAGAUCUCCUAUUGUCGACCCGAAGCAAAAGCUUGUCUGGUUGUUUUGGGGGAAGGCUGGAUCGCAUAGGCUCUUCCAGCACCCUCGGUUGCAACUCUAAAAAAGGUUAGCUGCAAUAAGCGGAUACAGUGAUUAUCAAAUGACGGUAACACUUUACAAGGCCUAAUUUGUUAAUAUUAAUAAACAUGAACUAACGAUAUAAUACAUUUGUAAAGCAUUUAUAAACCUUGGUGUUAAUUACUAAUAAUUAAAUAAAGAGCUAAUAU
This is a messenger RNA of Danio aesculapii, 591 nucleotides long. RefSeq names its product natriuretic peptide A (gene nppa). Gene Ontology annotation, cellular component: nucleus; cytoplasm; extracellular region. Gene Ontology annotation, molecular function: hormone receptor binding; hormone activity. Lineage: Eukaryota; Metazoa; Chordata; Actinopteri; Cypriniformes; Danionidae. The record is from RefSeq and is a predicted model, not a curated record. The coding region runs from base 16 to 435 and encodes 139 amino acids. The transcript is spliced from 2 exons. Gene Ontology annotation, biological process: negative regulation of systemic arterial blood pressure; neuropeptide signaling pathway; receptor guanylyl cyclase signaling pathway.